AUGCGAAGCGAUGAUCGCGACACUUUGUGCCGUUUCAUCGGAUUGUGUUUGGAUGCUCCAGAGAUGAUGUCUGUGUGGAGAUACUGUUCCCGUGGAUCGCUCAAAGAUGUAAUUGAGAAAGGCUCGCUUCAAAUGGACUGGUUUUUCAAGUAUUCUCUGAUAAAAGAUAUCAUAGAGGGUAUCAUAUAUAUCCACCAAACCUACGGUCCACAUGGUUGGCUUAGUUCCGGCACUUGUCUAGUAGAUGAAAGGUGGCAGGUGAAGAUAACGUAUUACGGCUUAGACACCAUCAAGGCUUUGGAAGUCAAGGAGCCCAAAUAUCUGCUUUGGACAGCACCAGAACACAUUCGGGACCCUGUUUUGCCACCAACUAAGGAAGGUGACAUAUACAGUUUCGCCAUCAUCUGUUCCGAAAUUAUUACGAAAAAGUCGGCAUGGGAUCUCGAAAAUCAGGAUUAUGACAUGGACGAACUAAUUUAUAAAAUCAAACGUGGAGGUCGAUCGCCAAUCCGACCGUCACUGGAGACUGAUGAUGAGCACAAUGCGAGCCUUUCACUGCUAGUUCGUGAUUGUUGGAAUGAAGAAAUCGACGAGCGUCCAUCUGGUAGUCAAGUCAGAACGCUCAUCAAAGGGCUCAACACGAAUAAGUAA
Molecule: messenger RNA, 651 nt
Organism: Haemonchus placei
Lineage: Eukaryota; Metazoa; Nematoda; Chromadorea; Rhabditida; Trichostrongylidae
Source: the annotation of a GenBank genome assembly